AUGCUCAAGCAAUUCGUCCACUCUUUUCAACCAUGUUUCUCCUCAAAGGCGUUAUCGCCGUCGCCGUCCUUUCGUUACUUUCUUUCUUCUGCAGUAUAUGCAGCCCCUUUCUCUAAGCCUGAUAGCAGUUCAGAUGUUAUUCCUGAUUCCUAUAUCGUGGUCUUGAAAAAGGAUGUCUCCAGUGAUUCCUUCGACUCCCAUAUAAAAUGGGCCAACAAUGUUCACAAGAGGAAUGUGGCCAAACGAGGCCUCUCGCUCGAGGGUAUGAAGCAUACCUGGGCCAUGGGCGAAUUCAAGGCAUACAGCGGAGCCUUUAGCAGUGAAACCAUCGACGAUAUCAAGAAGCAUGAACACGUUGCACACGUCGAAAAGGAUCGAUAUGCCACUGCUCAGGGCUGGUCCACGCAGGAGAAUCCUCCAAGCUGGGGACUUAGCCGCGUUUCGGACCCGAACCCAGGAAACCACGAGUACACCUAUGAUGGUAACGGUGGUAGUGGAGUAACCGUCUUUGUUAUCGAUUCUGGUAUCUACAUUGAGCAUGAAGAGUUUGAGGGACGUGCUACUUGGGGCGCCAACUUCCUCGACGGCGAUAAUCGCGAUCUCUAUGGCCACGGAACGCAUGUGGCAGGUACCAUUGGCAGUGUAAGUUAUGGUGUUGCAAAGAAGGUGAAUCUCGUUGCCGUCAAGUGUCUAGAUGGUAGGGGCAAGGGUCCUUGGAGCGCCAUUAUUGCUGCAAUCCAUUGGACAGUCGAUGAGGCCAGGAAAAGGGGUAUUCUGGGUAAAACUGUUAUCAACUUCAGCCUUGGUGGUGAGCCCUCACCAGCAGUAGAUGCUGCCUUGGUUGAAGCCCAUAAAGCUGGUAUCUUCAUCUCAGCUGCUGCUGGAAACUUUGGUUCUGAUGCUCGGAGCGUUACUCCCGGCUCUGCUUCAUUGGUCUGCGUUGUUGGAAAUUCAGACGAGAACAAUUACAGGUGGACUGGUAAAGAUCCCUCUAACUGGGGGCCUCGAGUUGAUAUCUUUGCUCCCGGAACGCGCAUCAUGUCUACCCUUCCUAAUGGAGGCUUCGGUCCAUCGACUGGAACUUCCAUGGCUGCUCCUCACGUUGCUGGCCAGGUCGCUAUUUAUAUCUCUCAUGGUAACUUCGACCUGAGCGCUGCAUGCGAAUUCCUCAAGCAGAAGGCAACUCCCACGGUUCAGGACCCCGGCCAGGACACGACCAACCGACUACUAAGCAAUGGAUCUGGAAAGGGAGGUCCAGGGCCGAACCCAGACCAGAAAAAACCAGACCAGAACAAACCAGACCAGAACAAACCAGACCAGAACAAGCCAGACCAGAACAAACCAGACCAGAACAAGCCAGACCAGAACAAGCCGCCAGGCCAGAACAAUCCUCAAGGAUCCGGUGAGCCAGAGAACAGUCCACCAACCCCAAGUCCACCUCAAGGACCAAACAACUGGGGUCCAUCGUGGUGGGACAGACCGAGCCCCGGGUGGUUGAACAGGCCAAAUCUCGGGUGGUGGAAUCGGCCGUACUCAGGGUGGAAGCCGUGA
Molecule: messenger RNA, 1551 nt
Organism: Nannizzia gypsea CBS 118893
Lineage: Eukaryota; Fungi; Ascomycota; Eurotiomycetes; Onygenales; Arthrodermataceae
Product: proteinase T
Exons: 4
Coding region: 1-1551 (516 amino acids)
Biological process (GO): proteolysis
Molecular function (GO): serine-type endopeptidase activity
Source: RefSeq, a predicted model, not a curated record